ACCGCCUCCCCGGAUCCCGCCCGCCGGGGUAAGGGGGAGGGACGCCGGGCCCGGCCGCUCCGCUGCUCCGGCCGCACGUCCCGCGUCCGUCACCCGUCUGUCCGCCCGUCUAUCCGUCCGUCCGCCCGCAGGCUUCGUCGUGCGAAGCCCGGUGCAGGUCCGGGUCUGCGGAGUCGCCCAGGGGAAUGGUCUGCGGGCCGCGUCCGCGGGGACAGGAAGUGGGGCGCGCGGGCCCCAUGCGCGGGCCGGCGUGCGGGCGCGGCUGCGGCGGGCGCGCGGCGGGGCCCGGGGAGGCGGGCCGCUGAGCGCCGCGCGGCCCCGAGUAUGCGGGAGCCCGAGCAGCGCUGGCGUGGAUGCCCCUUUCUCUUGGCCUUUUGGAGACUCAGUUGCUUUUUGAUGGCUGCAGCGGCUGCGGGGUGAGCAGCUGGAGACUGGACAGCGUUUGCCCCCCCAGCAAAGGGUCGCUUUCCCCCCGCGUCACCAUCGCUGGAUUGGUGGGGGGCUUUUCCUUCUUGGCCCCUCCACUGUCGAAGGGAGAAGAUGCCACUGCCAUUUGGAUUGAAAUUGAAACGCACCCGGCGCUACACGGUGUCCAGCAAGAGCUGCCUGGUGGCGCGGAUCCAGCUGCUCAAUAACGAGUUCGUGGAGUUCACCCUGUCUGUGGAGAGCACGGGCCAGGAGAGCCUGGAAGCUGUGGCCCAAAGACUGGAGCUGAGGGAGGUCACUUACUUCAGCCUCUGGUAUUACAACAAACAGAACCAGCGCCGGUGGGUUGAUUUGGAAAAACCUUUGAAGAAGCAGCUGGACAAACAUGCACUGGAGCCCACUGUCUACUUCGGGGUGGUGUUCUAUGUGCCUUCCGUUUCUCAGCUGCAGCAGGAGAUUACCAGAUAUCAGUAUUACUUGCAGCUGAAGAAAGAUAUCUUGGAAGGAAACAUUCCUUGUACCUUAGAACAAGCAAUUCAGCUAGCAGGCUUAGCAGUGCAAGCUGAUUUUGGUGACUUCUACCAGUAUGAAUCCCAAGACUUUCUUCAGAAAUUUGCCUUGCUUCCUGUGGAGUGGUUACAAGACGAAAAAGUAUUGGAAGAAGCAACCCAAAAAGUGGCCUUACUACAUCAAAAAUACAGAGGGCUCACAGCUCCUGAUGCUGAAAUGCUGUACAUGCAGGAGGUGGAGAGAAUGGAUGGCUAUGGAGAAGAGAGCUACCCUGCCAAGGAUAGCCAAGGAAGUGACAUAUCCAUUGGAGCAUGUCUUGAAGGUAUCUUUGUGAAACACAAGAAUGGAAGGCCUCCUGUUAUAUUUAGGUGGCAUGACAUUGCUAACAUGUCCCACAACAAGUCCUUUUUUGCAUUAGAGCUGGCAAAUAAAGAGGAGACCAUCCAAUUUCAAACUGAAGACAUGGAAACAGCAAAAUACGUGUGGAGGCUCUGUGUUGCACGGCAUAAGUUUUACAGGCUAAACCAGUGCACCCUGCAAACUCAGACUGUCACUGUGAACCCACUCAGGAGAAGGUCAUCUUCAAGGAUGUCUCUGCCGAAGCCCCAGCCCUAUGUGAUGACUCCUCCACCCCAGCUGCAUUAUAACGGACAUUACACAGAGCCAUAUGCUUCUUCCCAAGAUAACCUCUUUGUGCCCAACCAGAAUGGAUGCUAUUGUCACUCCCAGACAAGUUUGGACAGAGCCCAGAUUGACCUCAGUGGUCGGAUCCGCAGUGGCAGUGUCUACAGUACACAAAGUACCAGCUCCUUGAAUAACCCUCCGCCGUACCUGCAGCCCUCCCCGAUGUCCUCAAACCCAAGCAUUACUGGCAGUGAUGUCACGAGACCCGACUAUAUCCCGUCCCAUCGGCACAGUGCCCUGAUACCCCCGUCUUACCGCCCAACCCCAGACUACGAGACUGUGAUGAAGCAGCUCAACAGAGGCAUGGCACAUGCGGAAAGGCACAGUCACUCGCUGCGCAACCUCAAUAUUGGCAACUCCUACGCCUACAGCAGGCCGGAUGCCCUGGUCUACAGCCAGCCCGAAAUUCGGGAGCAUGCACAUUUUACCUCUCCUCAGUCGGCCCACUACCCGUUCAACCUGAACUACAGUUUCCACAGCCAGUCCCCCUACCCCUACCCUGCCGAGAGGCGGCCGGUGGUGGGCGCAGUCAGUGUGCCCGAGCUGACCAAUGUGCAGCUCCAAGCCCAGGACUACCCAGCUCCAAACAUCAUGAAGACUCAGGUGUACCGCCCGCCCCCACCCUACCCAUACCCAAGGCCUGCCAACAGCACCCCAGAUCUGUCCCGCCACCUGUACAGCAGCAGCAGCAACCCGGAUCUCAUCACCAGGCGAGUCCACCAUUCCGUACAGACUUUCCAGGAGGACAGCUUGCCCGUGGCCCAUUCUCUGCAGGAGGUCAGUGAGCCUCUCACCGCGGCCCGGCAUGCUCAGUUGCAGAAGAGGAACAGCAUUGAGAUUGCAGGGAUCACCCAUGGCUUUGAAGGCCUGCGGCUCAAGGAAAGGACCAUGUCGGCCUCUGCAGCAGAUGUGGCCCCACGGUCUCUCUUAGCAGGCUCCCAGCCUAGUGUCUUCUCCGACAGAACAAAGCAAGAGGAUCCUGAAGAGCAGGAAAGCGAGAGCUAUGGCCACAAGAAGUCUCUUUCGGAUGCCACCAUGCUGAUACACAGCAGUGAAGAGGACGAGGACUUUGAAGAGGACAAUGGAUCACAGGCUCUGCCUGCCCGGCCUGAGCCCCAGCGGCCAGCCACCUACUCCCAGGAGCCACAGCUGACCUACCCCUGUGCUUCUGUCACCGCAGUCACUGGCCCUCUGCAUAUUCUUGAGCCCAAGUCCCAUGUCACAGAGACUGAGAAGAGGGCAAGGGACAUCAACCCCGUGCACCUGGUUGUGGAAGCCCAGAGGUCCCGAAGAGAUGGGCUGCUGACACCCUCCAUGUCAGAGUCGGACCUCACAACAUCAGGGAGGUACCGGGCCAGGCGGGACUCUCUGAAGAAAAGGCCAGUGUCGGAUCUCCUCUCUGGGAAGAAGAACAUUGUGGAAGGACUUCCGCCACUAGGGGGAAUGAAAAAGUCACGAGUAGAUGCAAAAAAGAUUGGUCCCCUUAAGUUGGCUGCUCUCAAUGGACUCUCUCUGUCUCGAUUGCCUAUGCCUGAUGAAGGAAAGGAAGUGUCCAGCAGAGCAACAAACGAUGAAAGGUGUAAAAUCUUGGAACAGCGGUUAGAACAGGGAAUGGUAUUCACAGAAUAUGAAAGAAUUCUCAAAAAGCGGCUAGUUGAUGGGGAGUGCUCGACCGCCCGACUCCCUGAAAAUGCAGAAAGAAAUCGAUUCCAAGAUGUCCUUCCCUAUGACGAUGCAAGAGUGGAGUUGGUCCCAACCAAGGAGAACAAUACUGGCUACAUCAAUGCUUCGCAUAUUAAGGUCUCCGUCAGUGGAAUUGAAUGGGAUUAUAUUGCCACACAGGGGCCAUUACAGAAUACCUGUCAGGAUUUUUGGCAGAUGGUGUGGGAGCAGGGAAUUGCGAUUAUAGCAAUGGUGACAGCAGAAGAGGAGGGCGGAAGGGAGAAGAGCUUUAGGUAUUGGCCACGACUUGGUUCGAGGCACAACACGGUCACCUAUGGAAGGUUUAAGAUCACAACCCGCUUCCGCACAGACUCUGGCUGCUAUGCCACCACAGGCUUGAAGAUGAAGCACCUUCUCACGGGGCAGGAGAGGACAGUGUGGCAUCUCCAGUACACAGACUGGCCUGAGCAUGGCUGUCCUGAAGAUCUCAAGGGAUUUUUAUCAUACCUUGAAGAGAUCCAGUCUGUUCGACGCCAUACAAAUAGUACAAGUGAACCAAAGAGCCCCAACCCUCCGCUGCUGGUGCACUGCAGUGCUGGAGUGGGAAGAACUGGUGUUGUCAUUUUGUCAGAGGUCAUGAUUGCCUGUCUGGAGCACAAUGAGGUGCUGGACAUCCCGAGAGCGCUGGACAUGCUGAGGCAACAGAGGAUGAUGAUGGUGCAGACCCUCUGCCAGUACACGUUUGUGUACAGAGUUCUCAUUCAGUUCCUGAAGAGCUCCAGGCUCAUCUGAGCUUCCACCUUCUUACUCAUGAGGCGCUGACAGCUGACAGAAGUGCUUGCCUGCCUCACGCUUCCUGUUCAACAUGUGAUCCACUGCGACCCACCCGGACAGGAAUGGCAGUGUCAACAGCGGCGCACUGAAGGAAACACACAAAGCGCGAGGCUGGGGAGGGGUCAGGGGACCUGGGGAAGGUGCUGGAGGACUUGGCUUUGAGGGCGUUGCCCUGCCCCCAUCUGUCUGAUUUGCACACAUUUUGGAGAUUGUACUUCCUAGGCAAUUCUCUAUUUUACUGAAGCUAUGCUGGGCAACUCUAGCCAUUGUUUAAGCGCAUAGGCUUCUGUCUUAAGCUAGUUUUUGAUAACGGAGUUUUAUUUUAUGACUAAAAUAUUUAGGGGUUUUCUUAGGUAGAAACUGUACUUUCUGUGAGGAUGAUCCAUGGAUUAAAUGGUUCUUAUAUAACUUUGUAAUUUAAAACCAUAUUAUUAUCUUUUGUUACUUAAAAAAACCUUGGGUACUUAAUGGUCUAUUCUUAAUGGUCUAUUUACUGUGAGGAGAAUCUAAAAGUGUUAUUUUGAAACAUAGAAAGCAUUUUUAUAUUCAGAAAAAUUUUUUAUCCUAAAAAUUCUAUAUAUUUGUACCUUCUAUUUUUUCUGAACAAGAGCGCAACUUGCUACGGCAUUGAAUGAAAUGAGUCAGUUAAUGUAAACGAAAGUUAGGAAUGAAGGCACGUUAUUUAAAAUGUAAGAGAAUCAGAUUUUUUCAGUAUUAUUCAUAAAUCUAAAUGAGUUUGAUUUUAUUGGUUGAAAAUGAAGUGAAAAAAUUGCAUUGUAUGGCUUUAAGCACUUUUAAAAAGACAUAAUCCGAGUUUUAAUGUAUGUGUUUGUUUUAUAUUUGAAACAAUAAUGGUGGAUAUUGUUUCAGAGUAUUUCGAAGAGAAGGGUUAAGAGUAUGUACAAUGACUAGGACAAGAGUAAGUGGCUUGUGAUGGUAGAUGCUGGAUGUCUUGGUCUUUAAAAAAGAUGCAGUAUUAUCUAUGCUCAGACUGAGAGGCUAGGAUGGAGAGCAGGGGCUGGGAGCAUGGGGGCUAACCCGACACGGCUGUCACUGGGGAAUUCAAGGCCUGUCAUCGCCAGUGACAUACUCUGUUUCUUUGGAGUUCUUCCACCUAAAUCUGUAUUUUUUUUCCCCACACAUUUGGGUUUAUAUCAUGAAAAGAAGUCCUCCAGAGGCUCUACCUUCUUUAGGUUGAAUGAAGAGAAUAGUUAAUACUAGUUUCUCCUUCUCUUCCAAAGCCCCAGCCCAAACUCAUGGGGCCACCAGAAAUUGCUGCAGUAUUCAGGAGGUACUUGAACAUUAGCUCCUUAAUCCCCUAAUUUACCUCCAGGAUCAGCCUAGGUACUUAGUUCCCCUCCUCCAUUUCAUGUAGGCCAUCCCACUGGGCAGAGGCAGGAUGAGUUUGGCUGAAGAACCAUCUCCUUUUCCCCUCUGAGGCUGUUUCCUCACAAUGAAGAACUUCCACAAUGUCAAAUCUAGGGUUAUUUGACCCACUUACAGUGUUGUAGGCAUUGUUCUGAUUCCCACGUAACUCGAAAAGCAGUUUAGCUCACCUCUGAGCGCUAGAUACCAUCCUCCACGACACAGGGCCCUGCAGUGUGCGCCAGCCUGACUUCAAUUUACCCAGAAGCCAUUCAUCUGAGGGACAGUUCAGAAAAGGAACAAUAUAGUAAUUUGAGAUCUAAAAUUGUUUUAAAAGUUCUGUUUAAUAGACCCAAGUGAAAAUAUUUGGAAAGAGAGCCCCAUAAGAACGGAGUAGGGGAUUUUUUAUGGCAUUAUUUCCCAUCUCCAAACCAUAUAAAGGACAGGAAAUUUUCUGAAGCUUUUUUUCCCCCCAAUGGUACGUUUUUUGGUUUUGUUUUUUAAAAAAUGGUUAUUCUAUCAGGCUUAAACAUUUUGACGUGUCCCACUGACAAGAAUAUAUUGUAAAACAAAAGUCUAAUUAAAGAAUAAUAUAUGUUACAUUUCUGUUUCUGUUGUAAUAAUUUGAUAAGUAAAUUUCUUAAAAGGGUAAACUUAACAAUUUAAAUCUGUCACUCUUAAGAAGUCCCAUGUUUGACAUCACUUCUCAGAGCCAUGUCAUUU
Castor canadensis (American beaver) is the source of this 6204-nucleotide messenger RNA. RefSeq names its product protein tyrosine phosphatase non-receptor type 21 (gene Ptpn21). Gene Ontology annotation, molecular function: protein tyrosine phosphatase activity. Gene Ontology annotation, biological process: protein dephosphorylation. The record is from RefSeq and is a predicted model, not a curated record. Lineage: Eukaryota; Metazoa; Chordata; Mammalia; Rodentia; Castoridae. Gene Ontology annotation, cellular component: cytoplasm; cytoskeleton.